AUGGCCUGCCUCCGGCGCGCCACGCCCUUGCGGCCUUGCCGAUCAAGUCCUGAUCGUAUGCAGCAGGCGGAGAAGCGCCGAAGAGGCAAGCAUGGCCAUUUAACAGAAGAAAACUUUAAGGGAAUUGAAAGGUGGGAGGUUGCAGUAUUGGCUGAGAAGCUCAGGCGAUAUUUACAAGACAAAAGGUACAUUAUGAUCCUUGAUGACAUAUGGACUAUAUCAGCAUGGGAGAGCAUCAGAUGUGCACUGCCUGAAAAUAAGAAGGGCAGCAGGGUAAUUGUAACCACAAGGAAUGAAGAUGUGGCCAAAACAUGCUGUUCUCAUCCCCAAGAUUGGAUUUACAAAAUCCAGAGGUUAUCUGAUGCUACAUCGCGUGAACUAUUCUUCAAAAAGAUCUUUGGCUCGGCAGAUAAACUACCAACUGAUAACUUGGAGGAAGUAUCAAACUCCAUUUUGAAGAAAUGCGGAGGGUUGCCUUUGGCAAUAGAGAGCAUUGGCAGCCUUCUUGCAAGCAAGAUAAAUAGAUCCAAGCAGGAGUGGCAGAAGGUUUGUGACAACUUAGGCUCUGAACUUGAAAGUAAUCCUACUCUGGAAGGCGCGAAGCAAGUCUUGACCUUGAGUUAUGAUGAUCUACCCUAUCAUCUGAAGGCUUACUUCUUAUAUCUAAGUAUUUUCCCUGAAAAUUAUGUGAUCAAGAGGGGACCUUUGGUGAGAAGGUGGAUAGCUGAAGGUUUUGUCGGUCAAAGGCAUGGAUUAAGCAUGGAGCAGGUUGCAGAAAGUUACUUUGAUGAGUUUGUGGCUAGAAGCAUUGUACAACCUGUGAGAAUUGAUUGGAAUGGAAAGGUGAGGAGCUGCAGAGUUCAUGAUAUAAUGCUAGAAGUUAUCAUCUCCAAGUCACUUGAGGAGAACUUUGCAUCAUUCUUAUGUGAUAGCACAAGCUUAUUGGUCUCUCACGACAAGAUUCGUCGCCUCUCCAUCCAUAGUAGUCACAAGUUGGUUCAGACAACUAGUGCUAGUGUAUCUCAUGUUCGCUCCUUCACAAUGCCGGCUUCUAUCGAGGAAGUCCCAUUCUUCUUUCCACAGCUACGGCUGCUACGAGUACUUGACAUGCAAGGCUGCAGUUAUUUGAGCAUAAACACAUUGGAGUGUAUCUGCAGAUUUUCCCAGCUUAAGUACCUAAGCCUCAGAAAUACCAAGGUCUGCAAGUUACCACGGCUACUAGGAAAUCUGAAGCUCCUGGAAACGCUGGACAUUAGGGCAACACUAGUCAAGAAACUACCAGCCAGUGCAAAAAAUCUCAGUUGCAUGAAGCAUCUAUUAGUUGGGCACAAGGAGCAACUUACAAGGACAGCCAGUGUCAAGUACUUAAAACCAUGCUCAGGCGUGGAGAUGGCUCCUGGGGUGGUCAAGAAUAUGGCAGCUCUCCAAUCACUUGUCCAUAUAAUGGUCAAGGAGCAAUCAUUGGUGCUGCGAGAGAUCGGUUUGCUGCAAAAACUAAGGAAGCUCAAUGUUCUCUUCCGCAAUGUGGAAGUGAAUUGGAAAGCUUUUGUUGAGUCACUGGGAAAAUUGGCAAGCUCUCUUCGCUCACUCUCAAUUCACAUUCUAGAUGAAAAGGAGUAUAGCUCAUCUCUGGACAUUCUAGCUUAUGUCGAGUCACCCCCACUACUUCUUACCAAUUUUAGUCUCACAGGCAAAUUAAAGAGUCUACCUCCUUGGAUAUCAUCGCUUCGAAACGUGUCCAGGUUUACUGUUCGAAAGACCCAACUCCAUGCCGGGGCUAUAGAAGUUUUUGAAGACCUUCCAAAUCUACUCUACCUCAAGCUCUAUCACAACUCGUAUGUUGAUGACCGCAUAGUAUUUCGCAGCGGUAAAUUUACAAAGCUCUGCAUGUUGGUUAUUGAUAAUUUGGAGAACACCGAAAUGGUGCACUUCGAGGAAGGUUCAGUGCCAAAUCUUGAGAGGCUGACUUUAUCAUUCCUACGAGAACCUAAAGAUGGGAUUUCAGGUCUUCAGAACCUCCAAAAGCUCAGGGAGAUAGUCUCAAAAAAAAAAAGCUCAGGGAGAUCGAGUUCUUUGGUAACAUCAUAUUAUCCGUGGUGAAUAAAGUGGUAUCAUGUGUGAAGACACAUCCAAACCAUCUAAGAGUUAUCGGUGACAAAUGGAAUAUUGUAACUGAAUAUGCUUAAGUGGCAAACCCAUGAUAUAAUUUGUCAUUACGCGUCCUAUUCAUAAAUCUAGUUUAUUGCUUUCAGCAAUAGAAUUAUGUAAGCUAAUCUGCAGUACAGUUCAUUGUAUUAUAUGGUACUAAAGUGUUACAUGACUUACGUUGCACCACCAUUUGUGCAACGUUUCUAACAAGUGAAAAUUGAUGGUAGCUUUGUGAUUUGAAGUGAA
Panicum virgatum (switchgrass) is the source of this 2394-nucleotide messenger RNA. Its product is annotated as disease resistance protein Pik-2-like. The record is from RefSeq and is a predicted model, not a curated record. Gene Ontology annotation, molecular function: ADP binding. The transcript has 3 exons. The coding region runs from base 1 to 2100 and encodes 699 amino acids. Lineage: Eukaryota; Viridiplantae; Streptophyta; Magnoliopsida; Poales; Poaceae. Gene Ontology annotation, biological process: defense response to other organism.